Molecule: messenger RNA, 1851 nt
Organism: Talaromyces proteolyticus
Lineage: Eukaryota; Fungi; Ascomycota; Eurotiomycetes; Eurotiales; Trichocomaceae
Exons: 1
Coding region: 171-1763 (530 amino acids)
Source: RefSeq, a predicted model, not a curated record
AUUCCUGUGUCGCACCUUCCACUCUCCAACUCUCACAUGCAAAUUUUUUGUGUAUGCAGACUGCCAGCUCAAAUUUCCGCGGAGUAGAUGAACACUAAAGACACAAGAAUUGGAUAAAAUACUUUUCAUCGAAUGUUGUCAAAACAACAUCACUGCACACACUCACGAGUAUGUUAAUCAGAGGAGUCACCCGUGUAUUCCCUCUGAUUGCACUGGUAACGCUCGUUACCUUCUUCGCUUUUGCGAAGUUCAAGCGUAACUCACUUCUCAACUCGUGGACGUUUGGAUAUGGGGGUUUAGCCAAAGAUGUGGUGACUCCCUUUAUACAUUCACCGGACCCAUUAGAAUCAGACCCAGACCGAGUUUGGGAUAAUGGCAACAUCCAUGAUGGUUCUCGUUUAGAUCUUGAGAAAAUACCCUUGCCAGAUUUGAGUUCGGUGCAGCCAUCACCACAGUCCCAGCACCAGCCAGAAUUAUUGGGGUCAGAGUGGCAAUCAACGCCAGAUAACACUCACAAUGAAAUUUUCUCGGUCUCAACGCCUUCUAGGAAAUAUUUCGAUAUAUUGUUCGGUGAACACGAAACACUCAACCCGAACAUAAUCCCUCACCCGUCAUCGAACAAUAAAUGGAUCAUCGUUGCACAGCAGAAGAACCGGGAUCUCCAAAAUGGCAAAAAGUCACUCGUGAGCAUACAACUUGUCUGUGACGCCGCCUUCGAUACGUCCGAUAAGAAUGAUGGUCAAAGUGCUUCCUCUUCCGCUUCCUUCACCGAUAACAGCGGCGAGACUCUGGCAUGUGUCACUCAGCCUACCAUCCUGCCAAUCUCCGCCACAAGCUCGGAAGACAGAUGCCAGGGCCGCUGGUCGAUGCUGGCUGCCAAUAUUGGCCCGCAUGAUGCCCGUGUAUUCUACGGACCUGAUAUUCCAUAUACUAUUUACGGGUCCAAUUCGCAAUAUACGUGUUUUGGACAAUGGAUGCACGAUUUCCGCAUGUUAGUUGACUGGAAAUCACCUUCGAAUGAAAUUGCCACAUCCUUCGAUGUAGAGAAAAGUCCCAAUGUCUUUCAUACAGCGACCGAGUUGUAUCGCCCCAUUCCACUUGGUGAAGUCGAGAAGAAUUGGUUCAUUUUCUGGGAUGCAGCAGGAGAAGCGUACGUGCAUUAUGACGUGUGGCCGAAACGAUCAUUCGCCAAGAUAGAAAAGAACGACUACAGCAUUCUCGAUGAAUCAUCUCCAGUCAGCAUUACUGUUGGUCCAGAUCUUUCAAUUCUACCGAGCACGUCAGACACGAGAUGCAUGGACAAGUAUAUGCCAGUAGUGCCUGACAAUUCAAAGGAAUUUAUUCAUCAAGCUACGAACUCCCUAUCAAUAACCCUAUGCAAGCGCUCGGAGGCUGGUUGCCUGGCUACCGACCAAAACACGUUUAUUUUUACUAUUUUCCAAAAGAAGACUGAUGUCGGUUUUGGAGCCAGUUCUUAUGAGCCGUAUGUGAUGCUUUUUCGCCGCACUUUGCCAUUUGACCUACAUAGUAUCUCGACAAAACCAUUCUGGAUUCACGGUCGGAAGGCAGCCCAAAAGAAUGAAAUGAAGCCGGAGAUGAUGUAUGUUACGUCAAUGAGCUGGAAGAACCAUGGUCAGACAUAUCAUGGGUAUAGUGAUGAUGUGCUUUUUCUGGCUUUCGGCAUUGACGAUUCUAGGACGGCAGGGAUUGAUAUUGUGGCCGGGGAUUUGUUGAGAGAUAUGGGUAUUUGUAUGAACGUGUAAAAUAAGUUUCUUGCUUCUAUAUACACUCUUAGAUACAUUUCAUUAGUAAUUGUUAGAUAAACAGAUUCAAUUCCCUAAGAAAUUCUUU